AUGGCCGUCAUCAACUUCUUCACCAUUUGGAUCAUAUCUUUUGCUGUUGAGUGGAAGUUCAACACGCUGCAGGCCAUGGUGGACAAUCUUGGCGUUUGGUUCGCUAUCGUUGGGUUUACCGGAAUUUGCUCUUGCCUGGCCUUAUGUUGCACGCUUUUCAUUUUCACCUGCGCACCUGCCGCCGGUGGUUCUGGAGCACCUGAGAAUAAGGGAUUCCUCAAUGGGAAUGAGAUGCCCGAGUUGUUCACUUUGCAGAACCUUGUCGGACGUGCAGUCGCCACAAUGCUGGCAAACGUCACUGGUUAUCCUGUUGGCCGCGAGGGGCCGACGGUCACCAUGGGCAGCAAUCUGGCUUACAUCAUCACGUCUGCUAUGGCAUUGCCAUUCGUUCGUCAGUGGGUUGAUGUAGAUGCACCUGGCUCUGCGACUUCUGCUGCGACGAUGAUUGAUGAGGAUCGAUUUGAGCACGCGAAGCGCAUUGUGUGCACUGUUGGUGGAGCUUGUGGUAUGGCUAUGCUUUUUGAUUCGCCAAUCGGAGGUAUCGUGUACAUGUUUGAGGAAAUUACCUCGUCCGCGUGGCCUGUAGAGGUGACCUUCCGGGCAUUCGCCGGAACUUGCGUGUGCGCUUUGCUGUCAAGAGCACUGCUGAACAUGUGCGGCACUUCGACGAAGGCUUUUGUCGUCUACGAGUGGAACCCGCAGCCUCAGGGUUGGAGCUGGCGAGACGUUCCCUUCUUCAUCCUCCUGGCAAUUCUUAUCGGACCCUUCAGCGCUUUCCACACACGUGCCUGCCUGGCGGUGGCGAGUGCGAGGCAGAAGCUGAUGUCCAGACUUGCUGCGUAUCAGCCAUACAACAAAAUGGCGGAUGCUGUUCUGUACGGUGGGCUCGUGGCAUUGACCUACUCGCUCGUGGCCUUGUCGGCGAACUGUAAGCACACGGCGCAAGACGCUGCCGAGUUUGUGCGCUACGACUGUGAGGAGGGGAAGUACAACCCCGUCGCAUCCCUGUUGCUCACAACCUCCGAAGGAGCUGUGAAGCGCUUGUUUUCCAGGCACGAUGCCAAUGAAAUCCAUUUUAGGAACGAGCUGCUGGCUUUUGUGUCCUACACAAGCCUCAACAUCGGACUGACAGGCGUGCAAGUGCCGUCCGGUAACUUCACCGGCUCCAUGCUGAUCGGCGGGCUGAUUGGACGAAUGAUGGGGGCCCUGGUUCGAGAUUACGGCAAACCUGGCAUGGCCGUGUCUGGCGUCUAUGCCAUGGUGGGGAGUGCUUCGAUGCUGGCGGGCUUCAAGCAGAUGGCCGUCGCAGUGGUCGUCUUUAUCACAGGAGCCGCCAACGAUCUUGGGCUGGUGCCACCACUGAUGCUGGCAGUCGCCAUCUCGCUGCUUCUCAACAAGCUGAUCAACGAAAGAGGCUUUGACGAGGAGCAGAUCUUGCGAAAGGCGAUUGCAUACUUGCCAGCAGAACCUCCACGGUUGAUGGAUCGCACAGUGGCAAAGGAACUAUGUGAUGACCUGCCGCCAGAGGCAGUACUUGCUCCAGAGGUGGAUUUCCGGACGAUCCAGGCUGCCCUACAACAGGACAAGGUGGAUUGCUUCCCAGUCCUGAAGGAGAGUGGUCACUGCAUAGGUUUUACAACUCGCGCACGCUUGCAAGCAGCCGCGGAGGUUUGGCAGGCAUCCGGAUUUAUGGAUGCCUCCGAUCGGGGAGCUGCUUCGUCCCUGAAGGAGGCAGUGUCUGAUGGGGGUGGCGAGCAGAUGGGCAAACUGGUAUCCGCUGCCGUUGCAAGGGAAUCGAGCUUUACGGGCACCGUUCUGCCAGUCAAGCGCCUGACUGAGCGAGCGCCCCACACUAUCCUCGAGGAUAUGCCUGGACCUCGGCUCUACACACUCUUUGCGAAGGCAGGAGCCAAGGCCGCCUGCGUCAUUUCCGAGCGGGGAGAGUUCAAAGGCAUGAUCUCCAGGAAGGGUCUCAUCGAGACCACGCGCCGCUACGAGGAGGCCAGCGACGAAGGCUUGGAGGAGAAUUUGGGUGAGGAUGACGAGGAGCAGAGCCUGGUACUGGGCGAGCGAACGGACGCGAAUGGGCCAAGCCGACUCGGCUGA
Messenger RNA from Symbiodinium sp. CCMP2456, 2106 nucleotides. Lineage: Eukaryota; Dinophyceae; Suessiales; Symbiodiniaceae. The record is from the annotation of a GenBank genome assembly.